Molecule: messenger RNA, 2565 nt
Organism: Apaloderma vittatum (bar-tailed trogon)
Lineage: Eukaryota; Metazoa; Chordata; Aves; Trogoniformes; Trogonidae
Product: serine/threonine-protein phosphatase 4 regulatory subunit 1-like
Biological process (GO): protein dephosphorylation
Molecular function (GO): protein phosphatase regulator activity; protein binding
Source: RefSeq, a predicted model, not a curated record
ACAGUGCGGGCAGAACUGAUGGAGCAGGUACCUCAUAUUGCUAUGUUCUGUCAAGAAAACAGACCUUCAAUCCCAUAUGCUUUUUCCAAAUACUUACUGCCUAUUGUGGUACGAUACCUCGCAGACCAGAAUAACCAGGUAAGAAAAACAAGCCAGGCAGCAUUGUUAGUUCUGCUGGAGCAAGAACUCAUAGAAAGAUACGAUGUGGAGACCAAAGUGUGCCCUGUUCUGAUAGAUCUCACAGCUCCAGACAGCAACGAUGAUGUGAAGACUGAAGCCGUGGCUAUAAUGUGCAAAAUGGCCUCCAUGGUGGGAAAGGACAUCACGGAAAGACUUGUCCUUCCUCGGUUUUGCGAGAUGUGCUGUGACUGCAGAAUGUUUCAUGUUCGUAAGGUAUGUGCAGCCAAUUUUGGAGAUAUCUGCAGUGUGGUUGGGCAGCAAGCCACUGAAGAAAUGCUGCUGCCGAGGUUUUUCCAGCUCUGCUCUGAUAAUGUGUGGGGAGUUAGGAAAGCCUGUGCUGAGUGCUUCAUGGCAGUUUCUUGUGCAACAUCACAGGAAGUCCGGAGGACAAAAUUGUCAACCCUUUUUAUUAAUUUGAUUAGCGAUCCUUCACGAUGGGUCCGCCAAGCUGCUUUUCAGUCUCUGGGGCCUUUCAUAUCAACGUUCGCUAAUCCAUCCAGCAGUGGCCAGUAUUUUAAAGAAGAAGAUGGCAAAAGCCCAGAAGACUGUAGUUCUACACAGGAAAACAGUGAACAAGUCAGGACUACAGAAGAUGUUAGAACAGAGGAUGAGCACAACAGGACAGAGGAUUUGUCUUCACACGUCGAUAAUGAUGAUUUUGCAACAAAACUUGAAAAUGCCAUGGAAGAUCAAAACACAGUGUCAAAUAACUCCCAGAGGGAAAGUGAUUUCCAGACUGAGUCAUCAUUCCAUUGCACUUUGUCUUCAGAAUCUUGUGGGGAAAUGGCUGACGAGAACGAGCAAGGUUCUCAUUGCUGUACAGCAGGUCUACAGGAGGCUGGGCUGAAUUCACAGGAAACCUCUCUUUCAGAGCAGGAAUUGUACAACUCUUUUCAUUUCUGGAGGACUCCACUUCCCGAAAUAGAUAUUGACUUCGAGCUUCAACAGACUUCUGAGAUAAUACUCGACAGAGAAAUUCAGGAACUCACUAUGCCAGUGUCUUCAAACAUUCCUAUGGCAACGAGGAAAGAAUUGGAAGAAAUGAUAGAAAAUCUGGAACCCCAUAUAGAUGAUCCAGAUGUUAAAGCACAAGUGGAGGUGUUGUCUGCUGCACUCAGAGCAUCCAGUUUGGAUCCUCAAGAAGAGACAGUGGCCAGUGUUGGCAAGGGAACGGAUUCGCAGACUGAAUUAACCAUCGAUGACCAACAAAAUUUUAAACCUAUACUGGGUGAUAUUGUGCCUUUAAUUGGUGACACUGUCGAGAAUAUGGAUUCUACACUUCACUAUAUUCAUAAUGAUUCAGAUUUGAGCACCAACAGUAGUUUCAGCCCUGAAGAAGAAAGAAAAUCCAAAGUACAGGAUGUUGUACCUCAAGCCUUGCUGGAUCAGUAUUUAUCAAUGACUGAUCCAUCUCGCGCACAAACGGUUGAUACCGAGAUCGCCAAGCACUGCGCCUACAGCUUGCCAGGUGUGGCACUCACCUUAGGCAGGCAGAAUUGGCACUGUCUGAAAGAUACCUACGAGACGCUGGCAUCUGACAUGCAGUGGAAGGUUCGGCGGACACUAGCAUUUUCUAUACAUGAACUUGCUGUAAUCCUUGGAGACCAGCUUACAGCUGGAGAUUUAGUUCCUGUUUUCAAUGGCUUUUUAAAAGAUCUUGAUGAAGUCAGGAUAGGUGUGCUCAAACACUUGCAUGACUUUCUGAAGCUUCUUCACGUUGACAAAAGACGAGAGUAUCUUUAUCAGCUUCAGGAAUUCCUAGUGACUGAAAAAUGGCGUUUUCGUGCUGAGCUGGCUGAGCAGCUGAUCUUGCUUCUAGAUCUGUACAGUGCCAGAGACAUUUAUGACUACUUGCGACCUAUUGCGUUCAGCCUCUGUGCAGACAAAGUGUCUUCUGUCCGUUGGAUUUCUUACAAGCUGGUUAGUGAAAUGGUAAAAAAGCUGUAUAUGGCUUCAACAUCAACCUUUGUGGUAGACCUCAUGAAUGAACUUGUUGAAAAGUUCUGUAGAUGCAGCAAGUGGUCUGGUCGGCAAACUUUUGUCUUUAUUUGCCAGACUAUCAGCGAAGAUGACUGCCUGCCCAUGGACCAGUUUGCUGUGCAUCUGUUGCCACACUUACUGCACUUGGCAUCUGACAGGGUUCCAAAUGUUCGAGUCCUGCUGGCAAAAACGUUAAAGCAAACCCUUUUAGAGAAAGAAUAUUUUCUAAACUCUGCCAACUCGCAUCAAGAAGCUGUGGAACAAACAAUUAUGGUGCUUCAAAUGGAUGAUGACAGUGAUGUUAAAUAUUUUGCGAGCAUACACCCUGCCAGUACCAAAAUUGCGGAUGAUGCCAUGAGCACUGCUUCAUCAACUUAUUAAACAGUUCUGAAUGUUGCUAUAAUU